GAAGAAUUUUUUUUAUUAUUUGUUGUAAAGUCUUUUGCACAAUCACGCCCACAUUUGGGGUUGGAAAGCCCUAAUUACCGCCGUCGCUGAUGGACGUUGGAGAGGGAGCGCCUCGCCGCGGAACAGUCGCCUGCGCGCCCUCGCCGGACCCGCGGCUCCCUUGUUGCGCCCCGGCCCGGCUCAGUCUCUGCUGCGGGUCGCGGCGCUUCCGCGCCCCCUCGGAUCCCGGGCGCAUCCCAGCGCUGCUCAGGCUCGGGCCCCCAGACCCGGGCUCCAGGAACCGCUUCGGCUCCGAUUCCCUGCGCCUGCGGGACGCGCCCAGUGGGAGCCCGCAGCUCUGCGUCGGAUCGUCCCCCCAGGCUUAACCGGCCGCUCCGCUUGGAUUCCUCUGCUGCCCUUGCUCUGGUGGCGACUUCCUCUUCGGGCCCCCUCCCCCUCGCCAUGAAGAAGUCCACUGGAAUAUUAAGCCCAGGAGUUGCUUUGGGGACGGCUGGAAGUGCCAUGUCUUCCAAGUUCUUCCUAAUGGCUUUGGCCAUAUUUUUCUCCUUCGCCCAGGUUGUAAUAGAAGCCAAUUCUUGGUGGUCGCUAGGUAUGAAUAACCCUGUUCAGAUGUCAGAAGUAUAUAUCAUAGGAGCACAGCCUCUCUGCAGCCAGCUGGCAGGACUCUCUCAAGGACAGAAGAAACUCUGCCACUUGUACCAGGACCACAUGCAGUACAUUGGUGAAGGCGCAAAGACGGGCAUCAAAGAAUGCCAGUAUCAGUUCCGGCAUCGGCGAUGGAACUGCAGCACUGUGGACAACACCUCCGUGUUUGGCAGGGUUAUGCAGAUAGGGCUGUGGGGCGGCUGCGGCGACAACAUCGACUACGGCUACCGCUUCGCCAAGGAGUUCGUGGACGCGCGCGAGCGGGAGCGCAUCCACGCCAAAGGCUCCUACGAGAGCGCGCGCAUCCUCAUGAACCUGCACAACAACGAGGCCGGCCGCAGGACAGUGUACAACCUGGCCGAUGUGGCCUGCAAGUGCCACGGGGUGUCCGGCUCCUGCAGCCUCAAGACGUGCUGGCUGCAGCUGGCCGACUUCCGCAAGGUGGGCGACGCCCUGAAGGAGAAGUAUGACAGCGCGGCGGCCAUGCGGCUCAACGGCCGGGGCAAGCUGGUGCAGGUGAACAGCCGCUUCAACUCGCCCACCACGCAGGACCUGGUCUACAUCGACCCCAGCCCCGACUACUGCGUGCGCAACGAGAGCACGGGCUCGCUGGGCACGCAGGGCCGCCUGUGCAACAAGACGUCCGAGGGCAUGGACGGCUGCGAGCUCAUGUGCUGCGGCCGCGGCUAUGACCAGUUCAAGACCGUGCAGACCGAGCGCUGCCACUGCAAGUUCCACUGGUGCUGCUACGUCAAGUGCAAGAAGUGCACGGAGAUCGUGGACCAGUUCGUGUGCAAAUAGUGGGCGCCCGCCGCUCGCCUGUCACCCAGCCCCGUUCCCAGGACCCACUUAUUUAUAGAAAGUACAGUGAUUCUUGUUUUUGUUUUUUUUUUAAAUAUUGUUUUAUUUUCCCCCGAGAAUUGCAACCGGAACCAUUUUUUUUUUCUGUUCCCAUCUAAGAACUCUGUGGUUUAUUAUUAAUAUUAUAAUUAUUAUUUGGCAAUAAUGGAGGGUGGGAACCAAGAAAAUAUUUAUUUUGUGGAUCUUUGAAAAGGUAAGACUUCUUUUGACGGUGGAGGAUGAGGGGGGAAAUAACACAUACCCUGACUUAGUUGUGUGCACAUCUAGAGGGUAAAGGAAAUACGUUUUCUUUUUGUCAACUGUGGGGUUGUAUAGGACAGGUAGCAUCCAGCUGGAAGGGGUUGGUCCAAGUCUACACUCCAUUUAGCCUCGAUGACCAAAAUGAAUUGUAAAUGCUCUGGUGAAAGGUCUUGAGAAACAAACGAAACAAAAAAAAAAUGAGGCCCCCCUCCCCUUUCUCCAGGGGCUACCAGCCUGAAACAUUUUCAAAAUGGUAAUUUAAAAUGUAAGAGCGAGAAUCUCAUUUCCCGCAAAGAAAAAAAAGUAUAUCAUGUAUCUCAUGCUUCUCAAACAUUCCAUGCGCAGAUGGUCCCAUUCUAACAGCUACUGAAACUUGGGGAGCAGGGAGGAAAGCCUCAGAAAGGAAAAAAAAGUUAAAAACUCCUAUAUUAAGACUGAUUUGAAGCUGUUACAGGAAUUAGGUUAUCAGAUUGGGAAAGCAUCCCCGAAUGACUCUGGGUUGUAGACUUUUUGUUUGGAGAGGGGUGGGGGCGGUUGGCUUGAAUCUAAAGGAAAAUAUACUGUAAUUUUCUUAGGGAUACUUGGUUAAUAAAUGAUAAUAAUCAAAAUAA
Molecule: messenger RNA, 2357 nt
Organism: Myotis lucifugus (little brown bat)
Lineage: Eukaryota; Metazoa; Chordata; Mammalia; Chiroptera; Vespertilionidae
Gene: WNT5A
Product: Wnt family member 5A
Exons: 5
Coding region: 442-1446 (334 amino acids)
Biological process (GO): multicellular organism development; canonical Wnt signaling pathway; neuron differentiation
Cellular component (GO): extracellular region
Molecular function (GO): cytokine activity; frizzled binding
Source: RefSeq, a predicted model, not a curated record